AUGAUUGGUAAUCCAGCAUCAAUAAUUACGUUUGAGCCCCGCACUUCCGGAACUCUACCAGCGAAUAUUCUCAAUGCUAUGAUGGUAACUGGUGGUGCAGUGAGCAGUGAUGGAAAUCCAAUGGUUGGGAAGUUUGAUGAAGAACUCACUGAGUUUACUAUCAGUAGCUUAAAACGGUGUUUUUUCAUGACAUCUGCUGCCGUAAUGAAGUUGGUCGAUAUAUUUUAUGGAGAUAGUCGUAUAUCUAUAGAUUUCCGAGAAUCUGAUGAAUUGAUGCGACUUUGGUCUGAUUUAAAUCGCUCAGUUUAUGAAGAUUGCCUAAGGCACCAACAGGUACUUCCACGAAGCUCGAGCAGCUCUGGCGAUAAAACUGCAGAUAACGCAGCGUUGAUAGCAGCUCAGUCAGCUAUGGUAAUGAGUGGAGGAAGCAGUGGUUAUUUAAAAAAUACCCUUAGCAUUCCUAGUGUGUCAAAGAGUCGUGCCACUUCCGAACGUUCAUUGGCUACCAGUAUACCGUUAUCCUCACCUGCUGCAAGUGUUGUUGAAGAAAUGUCGCUAGAGAUUCCGAAACCCAAUUCAGCUCAAUUUGUUUGGCAUUAUUUGCAGAGUAACAAGAUUUAUAAGCCAUAUGUUGGUGACCAUCAACCGAAAGUGGCACAAAUGUUAGAUACUUUUAUGGAUUGGCUUGUACAGUCCUCACUCGUGAGACCUCUUCGAUCUUCACUAGGUGAUGCAAUCAGUCAACGCUCGAUGAGUUCCAUUAGUGCUGAAGAGACGCCAUGUUUGGAUGAACGAAUGGCAAUUACAAGUGGUACUGAAAAUAAUGGAGGAAGUGUCUCAAGUGCUGUUCCAUCAGCGAAUGAGUCAGCUAUCCCUCGACUGUCAUUUGCCUAUUCAAUGACAUCAUCUGGCGAUGCUCAUUCGGGGUUGUCGCACUCAGUUGAAUGGCCUGAAGUGGACGGAGUGUCUGCAGGCCGAGCUGCUGCUUUGGGAGCCCUUUGUCGCAUUAUAUGUUCCAAGAAAAGCAAAGAAACCAUAACAGAUUCUCAGCUAGCACAAUUCUACAAAGUUAUUUACGAGGCACUACUGGAGAAGGAUCGCUUAAUACUUUGUGCACUUAUUUAUUUUGGUGGUGGUAUUUUUCGUCUAUCUUUAAAAAGUGUUGAAAUACUUUUGCCACAAUUCGUUCAAACACUCGAAAUGAUUUACACGGAGUCUAUGAAAUCAAGGCUUCAUCCAUCUAUAGAUGAAGUUCAAAUGCGUCGUGCUUGUUUGAAUGCCCUGUCAUCUAUCAUCAGUUGGCCUACAACAUUUGGAAAUAUAUUCAUCAGUGAUCUUUCAAAUCCACAUUCUAGCGCAAAUCAGAACUCAUUCACAUACAUCGAAGUUCGUCCAUGGAUGCAUCGUAUUCUUAUCACUGCACUCCGUAAUGAAGUUGAUCCCAUGAAUCUCUUCCUCACUCUGACUAUGUGUACAAUACUGUGUGAGGAGAGUUGCUUAUAUGAUUUACAUAUAAAAGAAGAAAAGAAUGUCGAUAAGGAAAAAAGUGGACGGAAAAGUCUUGCUUACUGUUGUGCAUCAAUAGUGCGUUCGAUAGUAAGUGCAGUGUGCGACAAUUUAUGCAAACCUCAGUGGUCAUCCGAAUUAUCAGUGUGUUUAGCUGCACUGGAUUUUCUGAAUGCCCUUUCUACUAUACAUCAAUCGGUUUUGUUCUCUGAAAAUGAUCUGUCGACAGGUAUUCUGAUAAUUACUUCUCUUUGUCGGUUUAUUGACGCUCAACUAAUGAAGCCUCCUCCGUUACACUCUAAAGAUUUGCAUUCUUCGGUUGUAGCAGCAUAUUUUUCAUUAUCUGUUUGGUUAUGUGCAGCUCCAACAUUGCUGGAGACAGAAUCUUGUUUAACAACUGUAGCUGAAACUAUCGAACUUGGCUUGACUGGUGGAAAAAAUCUUCCUCCAAUGGAACGGAAAGCAGCAAGUAAGCGAGUAGAUGAUGCUGCUGAAAGCUUGUUGUAUAUGAUAUUUUCAGCUUUGGGUCAUGGUAGACAAGAUGAUAUUAUGGAUGAAAAGAGGUUAUUGCAUAAAUUUGGUAAUCAGGCGAUCGACAUCACAAAAUUUAGGCACUUCCUCGUUCGACAGCAGACUUUGAUUUCAGUUCAUGAAGCCACCAAAUUAUCUACCAUCUCUAAAGGAUUUCCAUCGGUGUUUCUGGUAAUACGCACUCCUUACCAUACAGCUUAUACAUUGCUCGUACAACUGCAGUCAUGGGUUGCAACUGAUACGGAUACAGUCAGUAAUGAUAAAGAAAGUGGAUAUCUCCAGAAUGGUCUUAAAAUUUCAACGGAUUCCAAAAAUGCUGUCAAAUUUUUCCACAUACCAUCCGAAUUCGAAAAGUCAUACUGUAAAUUAGACUCCGUAAUUCCUCCCCUGCAACCAACACCGGAUACAGAUCGUGUCAUCGCUGAACUGACUGAUAUUCGAAAAAGAAUGUCUCAAGGUGAAAGUUGUCUGCGUUCCUCGGACGAUCGCAAUGUUUGGCUUCGUGAACCAUUUUCAAAGGAAUUGUCUAAACUUGCUGAGCCUACAGAGCCAUCAACCAACUGUAAUGCAAGCCGAGUACUUCUUUAUGAUUUGGGCUUAAUUUCAGAAGAAAGUUACAAAUCUGGCGAUAUUUUGCUUCUUGAUUCUUCUAACCUUGAUUUUUAUCAUGAUCUGCAUCAUAUGGUCGACCGUUCACCGACAAAGUUGCUGCAGACUGUUCGCUUAUUCUAUGUUCGUGAUGGUCAACGUAGUGCUGUAGACAUUCUUGCUAAUGCGAUGAAUCUGCAAAAUACAAGCAACUUAUUCUGUAGUUUAUUAGCGGAAUUAGGAGAAGGUGUUGAAGUGGAAACGCAUCCUCACUGGACUGGUGAUUGGACUACAGCCUUCUCCGCUGAACGUAAUUUAGAGCUAGAAGAAGCGAAGGAGAAUUUGGAUAAUUAUAUCAUUGAUGGCUUCACUCACUGUCUAUGGUGGACAGAUCCACACAUCGAAAUAGCUUUCACAACACCAACAGAACGCAUUCGGAAGCAGCAGGAAUCUGCAACUAAGUGUAAUGAACUUACCACUUGUGGUACGAAUAUUUCCGUUAUUAGUUCUGAUGAACACAGUGAUUCGGAUCAUGCCGCUAGGAUGUUACAACGUGAUUUUGGUGGUCGGAUAUUAAGUGAUGAACGGUCAGCUGGACAAACUAGUGGUAAUAGCAGCGGACGGUCAAAUAAGUUGCUAGCAGAAACACUUCUGCCGUUACACAAAAAGAGUUGCUCAGGUGUUGAUUCUGGCACUGAGGCGAAAGAAGAUGAUUCGGAAAGGAUUACGUUCGUUAAGCGUAGUUUUGACCAACGUGUAUAUGUGAUUUUCUUGGAAAGAAUCGAAGACAUGCAUUAUUUUCCAUGUGAAGAAAUGUUCCCUAUGACAAAGGAUAAUUCAUUAUGCAAUGGUGACAAUAAUGCAAAACCCGACUUGAUCAUGAUUUUCGUUUCGGAAGUGGAAAACGAACUUGUUCGAAUUAAUAUAAUUGGAGACUGGACGAAAUGUGGUUUACCAGGACCACUGGUUGAUGGUUGUUUGGUUUCGAGCAGCGCCUUACCAAUUCUUCUAAAGCAUACAGUCAUUAGUAUUGCUCGACGAAGAACUGUUGAACUCGAAAACUAUCAACUGGUAGCAUCGAAACGUCGGCGUGCAAUUCAAGAAUUCUCCCGGAAGUAUGCAGUGAAGAAAUCGUAUUGUGAUUUUCUUGAAUUAUUACUGAAAGAGUGA
This is a messenger RNA of Brugia pahangi, 3795 nucleotides long. The record is from the annotation of a GenBank genome assembly. Lineage: Eukaryota; Metazoa; Nematoda; Chromadorea; Rhabditida; Onchocercidae.